AUGUCGCCUGCAGCUGUUGAGAGUACCAUCAAUUUCGAAGGCCACCCUUCGAUCAAGUCGACCCCAGACCCUUUGGUCAAGAAGUUGAACCUCAUCCCCGAGACCAUUAUCCGCCACAAUGCGCCUCCUCCAACUCUUUACGAGGAUGGUUUGUUGGAGAAGGGCACCACCAUCUCGUCCACCGGUGCGUUGAUGGCCUACUCUGGUAAAAAGACUGGUAGAUCGCCCAAGGACAAGAGGAUUGUGGACGAAGAGACGUCGUCGCAGAAUAUCUGGUGGGGACCCGUUAACAAGCAAGUUGACGAGUUGACGUGGAAAAUCUCGAGAUCGAGAGCUUUGGACUACUUGAGAACCAGGGAAAAGUUGUUUGUUGUUGACGCUUUUGCCGGCGCUGAUCCCCGUUAUAGAAUCAAGGUGAGAGUCAUUUGCGCUCGUGCCUACCACGCCUUGUUCAUGACCAACAUGUUGAUCAAGCCCACCGAUGAAGAAUUGGCCAAUUUCGGUGAGCCCGACUUUACCAUUUACAAUGCCGGCCAGUUCCCAGCCAAUGUCCACACCAAAGGUAUGACCUCGUCUACCUCGGUGGAAAUCAACUUUAAAGAUAUGGAGAUGGUGAUUUUGGGAACGGAAUAUGCCGGUGAAAUGAAAAAGGGUAUCUUUACCGUUAUGUUUUACUUGAUGCCCAUCAAGCACCAAGUGUUGACUUUGCAUUCCUCGGCCAACCAAGGUGUUGAAAAGGGAGACGUUACCUUGUUUUUCGGUUUGUCCGGUACCGGUAAAACCACUUUGUCUGCUGACCCAAACAGAAAGUUGAUUGGUGACGACGAGCACUGUUGGUCCGACCACGGUGUCUUCAACAUUGAAGGUGGUUGUUACGCCAAGUGUCUCGACCUUUCUGCUCAAAGCGAACCCGAGAUUUUCAACUCGAUUCGUUUUGGUGCCAUUUUAGAAAAUGUUGUUUACAAUCCAGAAACCAAGGUUGUCGACUACGAAGACUCGAGCAUCACCGAAAACACUCGUUGUGCUUACCCCAUCAGCUUUAUCCCUUCGGCCAAGAUUCCAUCCUUGGCUGACAGCCACCCAAAGAAUAUCAUUCUUCUUACAUGCGACGCUUCAGGUGUUCUUCCACCAGUGUCGAAGUUGACCAAUGACCAGGUUAUGUACCACUUUAUCUCGGGUUACACCUCCAAGAUGGCUGGUACCGAGAUGGGCAUCACCGAGCCUACUCCAGCCUUCAGUGCAUGUUUUGGCCAACCAUUCUUGGUGUUGCACCCAAUGAAGUAUGCUCAGCAAUUGUCGGACAAGAUUGACCAGCACAAGGCCAAUGCCUGGUUGUUGAACACGGGUUGGGUUGGCCAAUCGGCUGCUAAAGGAGGCAAGAGAUGCCCAUUGAAGUACACCAGAGCCAUUUUGGACGCUAUCCACUCGGGCGAAUUGGCCAAGCAGGAGUACGAGACCUUUGGCACUUUCAACUUGAAGGUUCCAAAAGCCUGUCCCGGUGUUCCAAGCGAGGUCUUGAACCCUACAGUUGCCAAAGACGAUCUUUCAGCCCUUGCUGCCAAGUUCAACGAGAACUUUGCCAAGUAUGCUGAUCAAGCUACAGAAGAAGUGAAAGCUGCUGGUCCAACUAUUUAG
Molecule: messenger RNA, 1635 nt
Organism: Lodderomyces beijingensis
Lineage: Eukaryota; Fungi; Ascomycota; Pichiomycetes; Serinales; Debaryomycetaceae
Source: the annotation of a GenBank genome assembly